Suillus fuscotomentosus is the source of this 1974-nucleotide messenger RNA. RefSeq lists its product as uncharacterized. The transcript is spliced from 3 exons. Lineage: Eukaryota; Fungi; Basidiomycota; Agaricomycetes; Boletales; Suillaceae. The record is from RefSeq and is a predicted model, not a curated record. Bases 1 to 1974 code for a protein of 657 amino acids.
AUGUCCCUCUCCAUCGGUGAUUCUGACAAACCGACUUUCUCCCCCUUCGUUCCUCCACCUGUUCAACGACUCUCUCUUCCACCCACAUCCAAAUCCACCUCUCCUUCAUCACCAACCCCAGGUCCCUCUACUUCAAAUCCAUCUGCUAUAUUCCCUUACCUACAUCGCCUGGAAAUUCGCGACGACAUGGCUUCUCGCCGACAACAGAGACCCCUUCUCGUACUCAAGUUGUCUUCUCCUUCUUUUCUAGAUUCCGUCGCUACAGACCUCGUAGCGGAAACUCCUUUUUACUCAGUCGAAACAGUCGGCUCUUCAACUACUAUAUGGCGUUCAGAUCCAUGGGACGCUUCUGUAAAAAUCGCAGACAUUUGUUGGCCCAAGGAUCUUCCUCUCAAAGGCAAAGGAAGGGAUACCCACGGUGCAAUCAUACAGAUGAGUGAACCUCGUUGGAGAGACACUGACAACUACCUCAAGUAUGGCAACCUUGGAAACUCACGCAAGUUCACCUUACCAAACCAUCCCCAUACGUUAAAGUGGAAGCGAACUGGUCGCACUUAUCAGUGCACAUCUUCAUCAUCCAAGCGACUAAUCGCAUCCCUCGAUAUACAAGACGACCAAAACAAUCCAAGACUUAAAGUUUUCGAAACCCUUGGUCCUGUCCAUCAAUCAGUUCCUCAAGUAGAACACGCUGGAAUAUCCCUUUCCCUACUCGAUAACCUCUUUGUCACCGCUCUACUACUCGUUACAGAGCCUGACGAUUGGAUGACUGUAAGGCACAACCCAAAUUCACUCGAUACCCCAGCAACAGAAUCCGAAUCCCUUCCUAAAUCCACAUCUGCUCCUGCAUCUGCACGUCAGUGGCGUAAAAUCAUGUAUGGCGAACCUCUAUAUCCUUCCCUCAAGACCCCUGCAAUAGAUACCCGCUGUAAUGAGGAUGCAGAUGUACUUGAUAUCUCCGGCACAGCGCCCCCACCUACAUCUGUAAAUCAAUGGCGCAAAAUUGUAUAUGGCGAACCGUUAUACCCAUCAUUACGACCUCAUAGUGCAGACGGUAGCGACUUGCCUCCACGCUCGGGUACAGCAUGGGACUCUGAAAGCAUCUCCUCCGAGUCCGUCUGCUAUCCCGCAACCCCUUGUUCAGCACCAUCCAGUGAAUUCCAUACAUCCACAUUUUGCGAUGACUCAGAAAGAGCCGCUCCAAGGAUCAAUACCAACAGCCGUUAUUCAACUCCCCUUAGCUUUUCCCCUGCACCAAUAUCACCCACCCCAGUAUCUGAUUAUAUCCCACUGUCAUCGCAGCCUUCCCCCUCGCCACGUGCGGGUACACGGCGAGAACUUCCUGCGCCGCCAUCUUCAUGGCACCCCCCUCCUGGAUCACAGCCGUGGCUUCACCGAUCGAGAUCGUCACCCCGAUUAUCAUGUAUCCCAACAACAAGCAGGCACACACCAUCAGUCACGGAAGACGGAGUGCUCAUCCCACCGACAGUGCUAGACAGUGAUAUGGAUAGUGUGGGUGGUACGCCUCCGUCUCGCUGCCGUGCUCUUUCUUCGGGAUCUGUCGUUCGGCGCCGACUACCCACCGUCCCCUCAAACCCCGUGUCCCCUACUAGCUCACCUCCUGCUCGACCCAAACGCCUUCCCACACUGGCUCGUACGCUUCCCCCGACGCCUGCCUCGAUACCUCGCUUAUCUUCCACGGGGCAUCGGUACACCCACUCGUCCAAUGUCGUCUCAACGCCGAUAUCAGCGACGAUGCCCACGCGGCCAUCAACUGCACAGCAACCGCGGGGUAGGACUCGUCCGGAGAAGGAUGCUGAUGAGGUGCUAGGGUGGGUGCGUAAUGUCACGCGAGCGCACCAUCACCGACGCGCGGUCGAGGAGCACGCGGAGCUAGAAGAAGCUCCACCACCAGCGUACAACGCCAUCGACUUCUCGACGCCCCCACACUCCCGCGCACUCCCCCAUCCCAAUUAA